This is a messenger RNA of Puma concolor (puma), 1530 nucleotides long. The record is from RefSeq and is a predicted model, not a curated record. Lineage: Eukaryota; Metazoa; Chordata; Mammalia; Carnivora; Felidae.
AUGCAGAUUUCAGAAGUGAGAGUGUGGGAAAAUGUGCAUCAUAGAAUGGAGGAAGCUGUAGCUGCUGGUAGAUAUUGGGGCCUGGAAGCAACAGGUGACCAAGCAUUACAGUGUUUCUGCCACCUUUGUACAAAAGACAAUUUUACGUGUGUGACAGAUGGGCUCUGCUUUGUCUCUGUCACAGAGACCACAGACAAAGUUAUACACAAUAGCAUGUGUAUAGCUGAAAUUGACCUAAUUCCCCGAGACAGGCCGUUUGUGUGUGCACCGUCUUCAAAAACUGGCUCUGUCACUACAACGUAUUGCUGCAAUCAGGACCACUGCAAUAAAAUAGAACUCCCGACUGUUGGCCCUUUUUCAGGAAAGCCAUCAUCUGGCCUUGGUCCCGUCGAAUUGGCAGCUGUCAUUGCUGGACCAGUCUGCUUCGUCUGCAUCUCACUCAUGUUAAUGGUUUAUAUCUGCCAUAAUCGUACUGUCAUUCACCAUCGAGUGCCAAACGAAGAGGAUCCUUCCUUAGAUCGUCCUUUUAUUUCAGAGGGCACUACGUUGAAAGAUUUAAUUUAUGAUAUGACAACAUCAGGCUCUGGAUCAGGUUUACCAUUGCUCGUUCAGAGAACAAUUGCAAGAACUAUUGUGUUACAAGAAAGUAUUGGCAAAGGUCGAUUUGGAGAAGUUUGGCGGGGAAAAUGGCGAGGAGAAGAAGUUGCUGUCAAAAUAUUCUCCUCUAGAGAAGAACGCUCGUGGUUCCGUGAGGCCGAGAUUUAUCAGACCGUAAUGUUACGCCAUGAAAACAUCUUGGGAUUUAUAGCGGCAGACAAUAAAGACAACGGUACAUGGACUCAGCUCUGGUUGGUGUCAGAUUAUCAUGAGCAUGGAUCCCUUUUUGAUUAUUUGAACAGAUACACAGUGACCGUGGAAGGAAUGAUAAAACUCGCUUUGUCCACAGCAAGUGGACUUGCCCAUCUUCACAUGGAGAUUGUUGGUACCCAAGGGAAACCAGCCAUUGCUCAUAGAGAUUUGAAGUCCAAGAAUAUCUUAGUAAAGAAGAAUGGAACUUGCUGCAUUGCAGACUUAGGACUGGCAGUAAGACACGAUUCAGCCACAGAUACGAUUGAUAUUGCUCCAAACCACAGAGUGGGAACAAAAAGGUACAUGGCCCCCGAAGUUCUAGAUGAUUCCAUAAACAUGAAACACUUUGAAUCCUUCAAACGUGCUGACAUCUAUGCAAUGGGCUUAGUAUUCUGGGAAAUAGCUCGACGAUGUUCCAUUGGUGGAAUUCAUGAAGAUUACCAGCUGCCUUAUUAUGAUCUUGUACCUUCUGAUCCAUCAGUUGAAGAAAUGAGAAAAGUUGUUUGUGAACAGAAGUUAAGGCCAAAUAUUCCAAACAGAUGGCAGAGUUGUGAAGCCUUGAGAGUAAUGGCUAAAAUUAUGAGAGAAUGUUGGUAUGCCAACGGAGCUGCUAGACUUACAGCUUUGAGGAUUAAGAAAACAUUGUCACAACUCAGUCAACAGGAAGGCAUCAAGAUGUAG